AUGCUAUUGACGUUCGGCUUCGACCUAAUGGUCAUUCACUCGCAUACUGUGAUCAUAAGCGCCUCCGAUAACCACUCUGUGAUAAAGCGAGAGAUCGGUGCGAACGCCUACAAGAUGGCCGGCGAUCUGCUCCGGUUGACCACCGCUUGCCUACAACACAGUCACACAUUCAUGGCGUGCGUCUGCUUAUACCUCUCGGCCGAGUUCCUCAACACACCGCACCCGAUUUCUGACCCCUUUCCUAUGAGUUACUACUUUGAUAGCACUGCCCGCCUAUUGAUAGCCUUUGAUAGCUCUAUGCCUAUGACUCCUGCCUUUCGCUUGCGAUUAGAGGACGUGGAGGUCGUGGCCAAUAAAUACAAGGCAUUCCUCGACAAAUCGAAAUACACGGGCGCCUCCGAUCGCAAGCGGAAGCUGUCGUACGACGAGGCCUACAGUCCCGAAAGCGCCUACUCUUCGGGUUCCAACAACUCGCCCGACUAUAACAGAACUCCGCCGCCGCCCGCACCCGCUGUGGCGCCCAAACAGAGGCCGACCCCCACACCAAAGAGUCAGACAGUGGUGGCGAACGGCGCCGCAGCCCCGGGAGGCAAUAGGAGGCUAAAUAUGCGCAUAUCGGUCGGCGCUCUCAGUAAGCGUAGUGUUGUUAUUAUUAAGUGA
Messenger RNA from Oppiella nova, 660 nucleotides. The record is from the annotation of a GenBank genome assembly. NCBI's taxonomy places the organism in Eukaryota, Metazoa, Arthropoda, Arachnida, Sarcoptiformes, Oppiidae.